AUGGCCGCCAUGGACGAAGAAAACCAACGCUCGCCCUCACCGGCGCCCACAUUACACGACGAUGAGCCUGUCAUGGCCAACAUGGAGCGACAAAGCUCAAGGGCUCCCGAAAUGCGUGGCCCUACAUCGAUGGUCAUCAAGAUCCUCACAGGAGUCAUGGUGGCUAUUCUCGUCAUCUUCCUCGCCGACCUCUCAUAUCUUUUCGGCUCCACCUUCAAGACGAACGAAAGAGUCUCUGCCCUGAAGAUCCUAGUUGUCGACUACGAUGGUGGUGCGGUUGGAGAGUCCGUCGCCAACGCCUACAAGUCCCUGCAAGCCAAGACUUUCCCAACCUUCGAGUUCCGAUCGGCCGACGAAUACCCCGAGACUUCAGAUGUCAAGCGUAGUGUCUGCAAGGCUGAUUACUGGGGUGCUCUCUACAUCAACAAGGAUGCCUCAGACCGGCUCGCUGCUGCGUACGAGGGAGGCUCUGCUGCCGAGAACUACAACCCUGCCGACAGCAUCACCUACAUCUACAACGGUGCAAGAUACCCCACCGUCGCUUCUGGCUUCCUGGCUCCCAACAUCAAUGCUAUCAUCGGCGCAUCUCGCGGUGGCUACUACCAGACCCAGGAGGGCCGCUCUGCUCUGCGCAAUGUCAACAGCAGUGACCCAGCUGCUGUCGAGGCCUACCUCAACCCCAUUACAGGUACUCCCGAUAUCAUCCGACCCACCAACCAAGGAUCACGAAACCUUUACAACACCAUCAACAUUGUCAUGGCCAUCCUUGGACAAUUCUUCUACGUCCUUGCCAUGAACGGUAUCUACGACAAGUUUGGUCUUCACAAGAGCAUGCGUGUCCGCGACGUUUGGGUCAUGCGCUUCAUCAACGGCAAGAUCUUUUCCAUGCUGUUUGCCAUGGUGGUCACCGGAUACAUCUGGGCUUUCCGCGAGGACUGGGCCGUAUCUGGUGCAGACUGGGCAUUGACCUGGUUGACAUUCUGGCUUUUCAUGGACGUCAACUUCCAGGUCCUCGAGACCACUAUAGGGAGCUAUGUGCCGAUGCCCCUCACUCCCUUUUUCCUGCUCACAUGGUUCAUGGUCAACGUGGCCUCUGUUGUGUUCCCCUUUGAGCUUACAGCGGGCUUCUACCGAAUUGGAUACAUAUUCCCUGCUCAUUCACUGUGGAUUGUGUUGAUUCAAGUUUGGUCUGGAUGUGGAAACUCUCUACAUAUUGGCUUGCCUAUUCUGUUCGCUUGGUUCAUUGUUGGACAUGUCACAGCUUUCUUCGGCGUGAGGAAGAGGUGCUUGGACCAGACACAACCCCAAGCCCCUGCGGAGGAGAAGCAUGAAUGA
Fusarium sp. VM40 is the source of this 1335-nucleotide messenger RNA. The record is from the annotation of a GenBank genome assembly. Lineage: Eukaryota; Fungi; Ascomycota; Sordariomycetes; Hypocreales; Nectriaceae.